AGCAGCAGCAACAGCAGCAGCAGCAGCAGCAACAGCAGCAGCAGCAGCAACAGCAGCAGCAGGUGCCUGGUAGGAGGGAGUGGCCCCCUCCAGAAGAUGCCCAGCUGCCCUUCGGUGCACUGAGAGCACCCAGAGCCUCAUGGGAGGAAAGGAUACUGCAGGCAGAGGUGGUGACAGUGUCUCAGGAGGCAGAGUGGAAUCAAAUUCAGCCCUUCUUUAGAAGAGAGUUGGAAGAUUUUCCAGUACUUGGAAUCGACUGUGAAUGGGUGAAUUUGGAAGGCAAAGCCAGUCCUUUGUCACUCCUACAGAUGGCUUCCCCAAGUGGCUUCUGUUCACUGAUUCGCUUGCCCAGGCUGAUCUAUGGAGGCAAAACACUACCACGAACUCUUUUGGACAUACUAGCAGAUGGCACCAUCUUGAAAGUAGGAGUGGGAUGCUCAGAAGAUGCCAACAAGCUUCUACAGGAUUAUGGCCUCAUUGUACGGGGGUGUCUGGACCUCCGCUACCUAGCCAUGAAGCAAGGAAACAAUAUACUCUGUAAUGGGCUUAGCCUGAAAUCACUUGCUGAGACUAUUUUGAACUUUCCACUUGACAAGUCCCUUCUACUUCGUUGCAGCAACUGGGAAGCUGAGAAUCUUACUGAAGACCAGGUAACUUAUGCUGCCAGGGAUGCGCAGAUUUCAGUGGCUCUCUUUCUCCAUCUUCUUGGAUACCCUUUGUCUAGAAAUUCCUAUGAGGAGGAAAACAAUGACCAAGUCAACUGGCGGAAAGUCUUGGAGAAAUGCAGAGCUAUGGUAGACAUCCCAUUCCGAAGCAAGGGACUUGGCCGAUUGUGUGAAGAACUUAAUGGCGAAGCACUGGAGUCUCAACAGAAGCCAAGAAAUAGGAAGGCUAAGCCUGAUGGAAUGGUACUAGGCAGCAACCAAGGGAGAGACCCCAGGAAGCAUAAAAGAAAACCCCUGGGGGUGGGCUAUUCUGCCAGAAAAUCACCUCUUUAUGAUAACUGCUUUCUCCAAGCCCCUGAUGGGCAGCCUCUAUGCACCUGUGACCGGAGGAAAGCUCAGUGGUACCUGGACAAAGGCAUUGGAGAGCUGGUGAGUAAAGAACCUUUUGUGGUCAGGCUACAGUUUGAACCUGCAGGAAGACCUGAAUCCCCAGGAGAUUAUUACUUGAUGGUUAAAGAGAACCUGUGUGUUGUAUGUGGCAAGACAGAUACCUACAUCCGGAAAAAUAUCAUUCCACAUGAGUACAGAAAGCAUUUUCCUAUUGAGAUGAAGGACCACAACUCCCAUGAUGUGCUGUUGCUCUGCACCUCCUGCCAUGCCAUCUCCAACUACUAUGACAACCAUCUGAAGCAACAGCUGGCCAAGGAGUUCCAGGCUCCCAUUGGAUCAGAGGAGGGCUUACGCCUGCUGGAAGAUCUAGAGCGUAGGCAGGUGCGUUCUGGAGCCAGAGCCCUGCUCAACGCAGAAAGCCUGCCUGCCCAUCGGAAAGAAGAGCUGCUGCAUGCACUCAGGGAGUUUUAUAACACAGAUACUGUUACAGAGGAGAUGCUCCAAGAGGCUGCCAGCCUGGAGACCAGAAUAUACAAUGAAAGCUAUAUUCCUCAUGGGCUGAAGGUGGUACAGCGUCACACGGAGGGUGGGCUGCGCUCCCUCAUGCAACUGGAGAGCCGCUGGCGUCAGCACUUCCUGGACUCCAUGCAGCCUAAGCACCUUCCCCAGCAGUGGUCAGUGGACCAUAACCAUCAGAAGCUGCUCCGGAAGUACGGGGAUGACCUUCCCAUCAAGUUGUCGUGAUUGCUGCUUCCUGCAGGUCAGGACAGGUGGGAAGCUGGAGCCAAGGUUAAAUUACCUCCUGCUGUUUAAUGUCAUUGGUGGAAGCCCAGAUGACUGGCUCAUAGUGCUAAGUUACACUAACCCCAGGUACUUCUGAUGGAGCAAGGCUGUUGUUUUAAGGGGAGCCCAUGGUUUGGAAUUUUAAUUGAGGAGUUUAUUCUUUCUCCUCCUUUCUCCCCUAUUUCUGUGUGCAAGGGAAGCUUGGACUUUAUUUUCACUCUUCCUCUCUGCUUUUCAUGUUAAGAGGGAGAACAAAGAUGUCUCUCUGGAGUAACUUUGUCAGGCUCUGAGAGACGUUUGUACUUCUCUCCCCUCUCCACUGCAUUGCUUUCUCUGGGGCAGGGAGAAAACUUCCUUCUGGAGUUGAAGAAGUGACCCAGAGUCAGAUUCAUAUUCCUAAUUCAACCUCAUGAUUUUAAUCUUUCUUGCUUUUCCAUAUUCAUUUAUUAGGGUCUAUCCCAACUUUAUUACUUGGAUUUAUUUUACAUGCUUGGAAAUGUUCCCACUUUGCAUAUAGGACCAAAGCCCAGCUUACUGCCAUGUGCUUCUUCCUUGUCACAGGGGAAGUCCUUUUCUGGAAAUGAGUUUUCAGCUGGGUGGGUCCCAAGUAUACAACCAUUCCUAGGAGAGCUUUGAUACGUUGUUCAGCCUCUCCUCCUCUGGAUAUCUCUGCUCGUUGCCUGUCUCCUGUCCUGCUUCUGGGAGCUGUCACUUCCUCCGUCAGUGUUCAUGUUCGGUUGCUUUUGCGAUACUGACCUCUCCUUAACACUUAAUUCACUCCCAGAGCCAUUUGGCCAGGUGAGGACGUCACCUCCCCUGGAGCCUGGGACACUGAGAUUAACUGAUGCAUUGCAAGUUUAAAAGGGUAAUGUUUCAUCUUUCAAAAUGUUAGACUACUACUUUGAGUAUGAAAUCAAUUUAUUAGCAAUUAGUAUUUUUUCUAAACUAUUAGGGAAACUUUCUUAUUUUAUAAGCUCUUAAUAAGCUUGAGCAGAAUUUUAUGGCCAGAAUCCAAAAAGAGUUCUAUUUUGGAAUUGUACCCAAGUUGGUUAUAACCGAUCUGACAUUGAUAAAUAAAACAACUUCAAAGCACAAGG
Molecule: messenger RNA, 2935 nt
Organism: Cricetulus griseus (Chinese hamster)
Lineage: Eukaryota; Metazoa; Chordata; Mammalia; Rodentia; Cricetidae
Source: RefSeq, a predicted model, not a curated record